AUGGCCAAACUAAAUAGGGAUGUUCUUUAUUUAAUAUCAAAAGAAUUGCAAGAUAAUAAAAAAACUCUUAAUUCAUGCCUUUUAGUUAAUAAAACUUGGAGUGAAAUUUUUAUUCCAACAUUAUGGAAAAAUCCUUGGAAAGAUUUAGUGAGGGAAAAUGAAAUAUUACUAUUCGAUAUAAUUAUUUCACAUUUAUCAAAUGAUUUAAGAGAUAAUUUAAUUCAAUACUUUAAUUUUUUGAAAAGUUCAUAUCAAAAACCCUUAUUUGAUUAUAUUAGUUUUUGUAAACAUUUAAAUUUGAUUGUUAUUGAAAGAAUAAUUAAUACUAUUAUAGAUAAAAAAUAUGGAAUUCCAAUUGUUGAAAGUGUAAUUUUAAAUCUUUUUAUUAAAGAAAAUAGAAAAUUUACACACCUUUAUAUACCUCAUCGAUUUGAUCAUCAAAUACAUCUUAUUCCUGAUGCAAAAUGCUGCUUUUUAGAACUUCAAUUCCUUUGUUGUCAUACUACAAUAGAUGAUAAUAUUUUAAAUGGAUUAACAGAAAUAUGUAAAUCAAUCAAAGAAUUGGAACUUUUUAUUGGAUGGACUAAUAAUAAGUAUGGAAUUAUUAAAUUAAUCGAAAAUCAAAAAGAAUUAUCUGAUAUUCGUUUAAAUUAUUAUUAUUCAAGUAAUAAUGAAUCAUUUUUUAAGAUUCUUAUAACUUCAUUAAUAAAAUUUUCAAAUAAUAUACAAUAUUUUACUUCAAAAAGUUUAUCCUUACCUUUCUUUCAAGUUUUUGGAGCUGUAGAAAUUUCAGCCAAAUCUUUAACAAGUUUAAUUGAAAAUACAAGUGGAAAUCUUAUUGAAAUAAAAAUUGGUGAUACAGCUUAUAACGGAUUUUUUAAUAAAAGAAUUAUUCAGGCUAUAUACUUAAAUUGUCCAAAUUUAAGAUAUCUUAAAUUAUUUGUUGAAAAUAAUAAUAUAUUAGAAUUUGAAAAAUUAUUAAUUAAUUGUAAAUAUUUAAAUGGAUUAUUUAUUCUUUUUGAUAAUCAAAAAAUAUUUGAUAAUCAAGAUAAUAGUCAUAAUGAUUUAUUUAAUAUUUUAAUUAAAUCAUCACCAAUUAAUUUAUUUAAAUUUAAAUUAUGGUUUACUUCUAAUAUUAAAUCAGAUUCUUUAAAAUUAUUUUUUGAUAAUUGGAAAGGAAAACAUCCUAUGUUAUUACAAUUAUCAUUAAGAGAUUAUAAUGAUAAUUAUAAUUUAGCAGGAAUUUAUAAGGCAAAAGGAAUAAUUAAAAGAUAUGAUAAUGAAGCUUAUUAUGAAGAUUUUGAAUGGAUUAAAAAAAAAGUUUAA
Messenger RNA from Rhizophagus irregularis DAOM 181602=DAOM 197198, 1326 nucleotides. RefSeq lists its product as uncharacterized. Lineage: Eukaryota; Fungi; Glomeromycota; Glomeromycetes; Glomerales; Glomeraceae. The record is from RefSeq and is a predicted model, not a curated record.